AUGUCGCGCAACGAAGCGGUCUCGCCGCUGCGCAUCAACAAAACGCCGACCGCCUCGCCCGCAAAGGCCACAGCCCGUCCGCUCUCCGAGAUUGCGCCCGGCGAGCACAGGAGGAAUUCUCCAAGCUUCGACCAGACAACAAAGCGCAUCCUUCUCCCCAAGGAAUCCUCGCCCUUUGCCUCCUCGCCUUUCCAGAACAGCCCGCGCCUGUUCUGGAAAGAGCAGACCACCUCCCCACGCGACCGCCUGGAGAACUCGGAGAACAGCUUCAACGAUGAUGCCCAGCAGCCCCUGUCGCCCAAGCGCAGCUCCAUUGAGAACCUCAAGAAGCAGUCGCGUGUCAAGAACAGCAGCAUCUUCGCCCGUGAGCAGAUGCACGCCUACGACCCCACCUCGCUCCAGCCCUUGGACCGCCCCCUGGCUGCCGGUCGCCCCCUGAGCACCUCCAUCCAGGGCAACGCCUUCGCUGGCGCCGGUCUCAACGGCCUGCGCCAGCACCACCCCUCGCCGGACGAGAGCCACCGCCGCGCCGACAAGUCGUCACACGCCCCCACACUGAGCUCCAUCCAGACAUCACCCGCCAAGCUGCCCACACAGUCCACCUUCGCCUCGCCCUUUUCUUCGCCGACAAAAGACCGUCCCUCAUCGUCUGCUGGCCGCGCCUCCCCCACCAAGUCGUCGCUCGUCAACAAUGGCCGCUUCAACUCGCCGCACUACAACCCAGACGCGAGCGUCCUGUCCGACGACGACGACGACGACGACAUGAAGCACCCGACACCGCGCGCACUGCGCCGCCAUGCCAAGAGCGUGACCUUCGACGCCGCUCCACCCACCAUCACAGAGUACGAGCUGGUCACGCCCGACCCUUCAGCAGCCUCAGGCUCGCGCGAGGGCAGCUACGAGGAGACGGACGACGAGGAAGAGAUGAGCUUCGACCAGGACGACAGCUUCGACGCCUCGCUCGAAGACACGGAGAAGACGCCCGUCGUCCUUCCCGAGGACUGGCGCCACGUGAGCCCAGACAACGCAAACACAUCCUUGACCGACCUCUACGACGACGUCUUCGACCAGCGCGAUUCCAGCCCCGCCGCCGGCGCACAGCCCAACGGCGCUCCCACCGGCUCGCCACAGGCCUCACAGCCCUCCGAAGGCUCGCCCAGGCCACUCCCACCUCUUCCUGGCAUGGGCCUGAACCGGCCGGGCUCGAGCGGUGGCGACGCGUCGAGGUCACUACCCCAGCCCCCUCCCGUUUCCGGCUUCUCCAAGGCCGAUCUCCUCAACAGACGCGAAAGCUCCAUGUCUCUGGAAGACCGCCUUCGUCUUAUGAACUUUGAUGGCGACCGCGACACCUCCACCCCGACCCAGGAGAGCCACGACAAGACCGCCGAGGGCGAGGUAGCGGUCCACGUGGAUGAGGUCGACGUCGACGACGACGCAUCGGUCCUUACCGCCGACAACGAGCAGGACCCUUCGAUUCCUCGCAUCUCGCGCGAGUCCAUUCUGCGCAGGGUCAAGAGCCAGAAGUUCGACGACCAGGAAGAGAGCUACGCCUACGAUGCCGAGUCGAGUCCUGAGCGCAGCUACGGCAACCUGGCCGAUCUCGAUCCUGAUGUCCCCAUUCCUUCCCGCGAAUGCUCGUCCAACUUCGACGAGACGGCCCACCAGCCUCAGCCAAUCCCCGAAUCCGAGGCCGACAGCCUUCUCGACGCAUAUCAGCAUGUCGACGGCUCCACCCUCUCUCAGAUCGACGACUACGAUGGCGAGCAGUUUGAUCGCGAGGGCUCAGACGACUCGCAGAGCUCAGUCAUUCGUCAUCCAGUCAAACACGACACGGAUGAGGCCGAGUCGGUGGGAGACGAUGCCAGCAUCAGCCAGUACUCGUCUCAGCCAGACGAGCAGCCAGACGAGCAGCCAGACGAGCAGCCAGACGAGCAGCCAUACGAGGAACCUGCUCAACCGGCUGUACUGUCCACGGCGGAGCACCACGAGGAGCACCACGAGGAGCACCCCGAGGAGCAGCCGACAUCACAAAGCACCAUCGACAGCUCUGGACCACCGACACCUACCGUCGCUCCCGACUCCCCGUCUGCGGCAGAGAAGAAGGCUCGUCAGGAUGAGCUCUUUGCCAACUUUGAUCGCGAGCGAUCCAUGGACUUGAGCCUCGAUCCUCUCAAGGCAUCCUUUACCACCGCACCAAGCCCUCUGGACACGGCUCCCAAGCUCGAGGCUAUGCGCGACUUCCUGCACCGUCCUGCCACGCCUGACGCUGAUGAAGUGGGCGCCGAGGAAGAGUACGCAACAUCAGACGGGGCUGGCAGCCCGGAUUCUGUCGUUCGAAACCCGGUCGUCAUCUCACCGCCCGAGGUAGACUCGGACGUCGAGGUACCCCAGCGCGAGGCGACCAUCCGCGGUACGGGCGGCCACAAGCUUAGGACGCGUCCUUCGCUCAUCCCCGACGAGGUCGACAUGGCAGCUACCCGCCGCCAAGUCAGUGGAACCUACCCUCCCCCGGUCCCUGAGAGAAGCCCGAAGCGCCAGUCGCUCAACUUUGAGAUUGGCCACGUGGAUGAAGACUCUCAGCUGAGCCUUGCCACAAUGGAGAGGCGCAUGCUCGAUCUGGACUUGGGCGACGACAACAACGACCUCAGCUUCGGCCUCGACAACGAGUUUGACAAGAUCAUCGAGUCUCAAAAGAAGGGCUACCUCAUGCGAGAAAACACAAAGGUCGUCGUUGCCAGCAGCCGACAGUUCAGCGACGAAGCCCGUGCUGCAGAAACCGCUGCCACGGCUGACUCCACCACGGGCGAGAAGCUCGCGAAAGCUCCCACUCGCAAGGCCAGCUACGAGCGCAAGAAGGCCUGGACCACCGAGCCGUGGAACGGCAAGGCCCGCCGCAAGAGCCUCCGAACUGCAUCGGGAGCCCGCAAGGCCCGCACCUCUGGUGUCGCUCCUCCGCUUCCCGGCCAGGAAUCUGCUGUUGCUGCUCUCGAUGCCGUCACCGAGCAGGGUGACGAUGAGUUCGAGGACGGCGAGGAGCGCGGUCGUGUAUUCGUCAAGGUGAUUGGUGUCAAGGAUCUCGACCUCCCGCUGCCGAAAACUGAGCGCACAUGGUUCCAGCUGACGCUCGACAACGGUCUGCACUGUGUCACCACCUCAUGGCUGGAGCUGGGUCACUCUGCUCCGAUCGGACAAGAGUUUGAGCUCGUCGUUCUCGACGACCUCGAGUUCCAGCUUACCUUGCAGACCAAGCUUGAGCCGCCAGCGCGUCAACCAGAGGUGUUUACGGCCGCCCCACCGAGGGCUGUCACGAAGAAGACGUCGGGUUCAACAUUCCGCAACCUCCUCUCGUCUCCCAAGAAGCGCAAGGAGCAAGAGCGCCGUGCACAGGAGGAGGCCGACCGUCUUGCUCUUCAACAGCAGCAAGACGCCCAGGCUGCCGCCAAGCGCAACCAAAAGGCCACCGCCUGGGAUCUCCUGCACGACCUUGUCGGCCAGGAUGGUUCCUUCGCGCGCGCCUACGUCUGCCUCAGCAACCACGAGAGCCACGCGUACGGACGUCCUCUGACUGUCGACAUUCCCUGCUUCAACGAGUGGGCUGUCGAUGACAGUGGGGUCAGCAGCGUCAAGAGCAAGCGUGGUGGUGUCGUUCGGCGACCGCCCUACCGCGUCGGCAAGCUUACCGUCCAGCUUCUGUAUGUGCCCAAGCCCAAGAACGCGACCGACGACGACAUGCCCAAGAGCAUGAACGCCUGCGUUCGCGAGCUCAAGGAGGCCGAAGAGGUCAAGGACAAGACCUGGGAGGGUUUCCUGAGCCAACAAGGCGGUGACUGCCCGUACUGGCGCCGCCGCUUUUUCCGCUUGAACGGCACAGUCUUGACGGCUUUCCACGAGACGACACUGCAGCGUCGCGCCACCAUCAACCUCGCAAAGGCCACCAAGUUGCUUGAUGACAAGAGCGCGCUGAAGCAGCCAUCCGCGACCAAGUCUGGAGGCCGCCGCAAAUCGGCAUUCGCAGAAGACGAGGAGGGCUACAUGUUUGUCGAGGAAGGUUUCCGCAUCCGCUUUGCAAACGGCGAGGUCAUUGACUUCUACGCCGACGACCGUGAGAAGAAGGAGGACUGGAUGAAGGUCCUGUCUGAGUGCGUCGGCAAAGACAUUGCCUCUGGCAAGGCCUGGACCCACAUGGUGCUCGAGAAGGAGCGCAAGGACAAGGCGACCAAGCCCAAGUCCAAGGCCGGCGCUCCCAACCCAGGGGGAGACGCGACCCGCCGACCCUCUCACACCCGCACCCAGUCGCACGAGGUCUACAGCAAGUCGACUCCGUCCAGCCCCGUCAAGCCAGCACACGCGCGGACACAAUCGUUCGCGCCCACACCGCCGCCAAAGGAGCGCGACCCUCGCAUGGCGCCCGCGCCAGCACCGCGCCCGAGGCCGCAAACCCAGAUGCAGCCCGACACGGGUAGCAAAGGGCGCAGAGACCAGGUUCGAUCGAUGAUCUUCUAA
Messenger RNA from Ascochyta rabiei, 4503 nucleotides. RefSeq names its product Bud site selection protein bud4. Lineage: Eukaryota; Fungi; Ascomycota; Dothideomycetes; Pleosporales; Didymellaceae. Bases 1 to 4503 code for a protein of 1500 amino acids. Gene Ontology annotation, molecular function: GTP binding. The record is from RefSeq and is a predicted model, not a curated record. The transcript has 6 exons.